Messenger RNA from Oncorhynchus keta (chum salmon), 2684 nucleotides. RefSeq names its product calsequestrin-1-like. Bases 344 to 1663 code for a protein of 439 amino acids. The transcript has 12 exons. Gene Ontology annotation, cellular component: sarcoplasmic reticulum lumen. Gene Ontology annotation, molecular function: calcium ion binding. Lineage: Eukaryota; Metazoa; Chordata; Actinopteri; Salmoniformes; Salmonidae. Gene Ontology annotation, biological process: regulation of skeletal muscle contraction by regulation of release of sequestered calcium ion. The record is from RefSeq and is a predicted model, not a curated record.
UCCCUACUUUUUCAGCGGUCAACUCUCCCUGGGUCUUCAGCCUGCUUCUCUCUCCCUCCAACUCACUCUCGUUAUUGGAACCACUCCCCUCCCUCACCCCCCUGGCCAGUAGCGUCUAAGCCCACGCGCAAUUUUUUUAAAAGGGGGAUUCAACACUCCGACCUGCUCUUCUCCGGCCGGUGUCGAAACGAAGUGGACCUUGUUCCUAGGUGUUUUGUGUAUUUUAGGAACAACGUAAAACAUAUAUAUAUAUUAUUUUUUUUACGAAACAUUCAACAAUUCAUCCAUUGACGUCCGAGUCGUGGGAGACUUGAGUGUCGGGAACCAACAAUAACCUGGAACCAUGAAGUGGGGUUGGGUGUUUCUGGGGGCCCUGCUCUCCUUGGGGUCCCUGUCCUGGGGGGAGAAGGGUCUGGAGAUCCCUGAGUAUGAUGGGAAAGACCGCGUCCAUGAUCUCAACGCUAAGAAUUACAAAUCUGUGAUGAAGAAGUAUGAUGUGAUGGUGAUCUACUACCAUGCACAUGUGGAGAACAACAAAAACGCCCAGAAAGCUUUUGAGAUGGAGGAACUCGCCCUGGAGUUACUCACCAGUCCAGCUGCCCUGACGUUCCAGCUUGCAGCCCAGGUUCUUGAUGAUAUCGAUGAUGAAGACAUUGGAUUCGGUCUUGUGGAUGAGAAGAAGGACCUCUCUGUCGCCAAGAAGCUGGGUCUGGACGAGGUGGAGAGUAUCUACAUCUUUAUUGAUAAUGAGAUCAUUGAGUAUGACGGUGAGCUGGCCGCUGACACCCUAGUGGAGUUCCUCUACGACGUGAUUGAAGACCCCGUGGAGAUAAUUGAUAAUGAGCGUGAGCUGAAGGGCUUCCACAACAUUGACGAGGACAUCAAGCUGGUCGGCUACUUCAAGAGUGAAAAAUCGCCCCACUUCAUUGAGUAUGACGAUGCUGCCGAGGAGUUCCAUCCAUUCAUCAAGUUCUUCGCCACCUUUGACCCCAAGAUUGCCAAGAAGCUGAAUAUGAAGUUGAACGAGGUUGACUUCUACGAGCCCUUCAUGGAGGAACCAGUGACCAUCCCAGGAAAGCCGUACACUGAGGCUGAGCUUGUAGACUACAUUGAGGAGCAUGACAGGCCCACUCUGAGGAAACUCGAGCCCCACAGCAUGUACGAGACCUGGGAAGAUGACAUUGAUGGAGAGCACAUUGUAGCUUUCGCUGAGGAGGAUGACCCUGAUGGUUUUGAGUUCCUGGAGAUCCUGAAAGAGGUGGCCCGUGAAAACACUGACAACCCUGACCUCAGCAUCAUCUGGAUCGACCCCGACGACUUCUCCCUGCUUGUGCCCUACUGGGAGAAGACCUUCGGCAUUGACCUCGGUUCCCCUCAGAUCGGUGUUGUGGAUGUGGAAGAUGCCGACAGUGUGUGGAUGGAGAUGGAUGAUGAUGAGGACAUGCCCACUGCUGAUGAGCUUGAGGACUGGAUCGAGGAUGUGCUGUCCGGAAAGAUCGAUCCAGAUGAUGACGAUGACGAUGAUGACGACGAUGAUGACGACGAUGACGACGACGACGAUGAUGAUGAUGAUGAUGAUGACGACGAUGAUGAUGAUGACGAUGACGACGAAGAUGACGACGACGAGGAUGAUGAUGAUGAUGAUGAUGAUGAUGAUGAAUAAAAGCUUACUUGCCAUCCUUGGGUUGGAUCGGUUUUAGCCAACAGUGGUCAAAGCUGGCACCAAUCAUCAGUUUCCUAACAUCUCGUCAAACACAUGUUGUGUCCCUUCCUGUUUGCUUCCUGUAUCUCUUUCUCAAAGCCCUGAUUAGAUAGUCCGGUGAUAUGCCAAAAGGGCAACACCUAAAUCAAAUUGACUCACAGGAGGUUGGUGGCACCUUAAUUGGGGAGGAAGGGCUUGUGGUAAUUGCUGGAGAGGAUUAGGUGGAAUAGUAUCAAAUACAUCAAACACAUGGUUUGAUGCCAUUCCCUUCCCUCUGUUCCAGCCGUUAUUAUGAGCUGCCCAACCCUCAGCAGCCGCCACUGAUUUCACUGGGUGAGAAAAGACAUGGAAGCAGGGGGAAAUUUUUGUCUGUGAAAAGAAAAUGGGUUGCGGCUCAAAUGUAAGAUCAGUGUUCCUUGUUCAGUAUGAAACGUUUGUCUCUCUCUUCAUGUGGUCCUUCUGUAGCUCAGUUGGUAGAGCAUGGCGCUUGUAACGCCAGGGUAGUGGGUUCGAUUCCCGGGACCACCCAUACGUAGAAUGUAUGCACACAUGACUGUAAGUCGCUUUGGAUAAAAGCGUCUGCUAAAUGGCAUAUAUUAUUAUAUUAUGUGGUUAUAACUGUGAGUGUAUGUGAAGACAAAUCUGAGGAAAACUAGUAUGUUUGACUUAGUUUUAUCUCAUUUUUCACAAUCAGGGUUGCUCCCUUUCCCCUCUCUCAUCUGUUCCAUUUGUCUGUACUCUGUAACAUCUACAUGUUUUCUACUGGUAAAGAGAAGAAACAUUGUACUAUAUUGUACUAUAUUGUAUUAUUUUUUAAAGAGAAGGAAACUUAACCUCACUGAAAUGUCUUAAGAAAAAUACAGUUUCGAAGAGUGAUUAUGAAGAUCUUGGAAUUCACAAAAAGACACAAGAACUUGAUUGUUUCUGGUCCAAUAUUGGAAAAAAAUAUAAGAAAAAAAACAAUUAAAAAUUUAAUAUUGUU